CUGCUGGGUUCCAGUCCUCCGCCGUUCUUUGCUGUCCCAUCAUCACGUGUGGCAUUUGCUUGUCUCGUCCUUCACCGUCGCCCUGACACGCCCUGACACGUCCCGACACGCCCGUGUUUCUGCGCCUCGCAAACAACGCAACACAGCCUCCGCCAUUUGUCGCGACCAUGUCCGACGUGGGCCACGAUCCAACCCUGUCCGACGACGAGGCCAAUGGCCAUGCCACUCCUGCUGACGAUGGCGAGGGAGGCACGCCGCUGAAUACCGUCGAGGAGAAUGGCCUUGACGACGACGACGAUGACCUCUUUGGCGACGGCGGCGCGGACGAUGACGCCGAGGGAGAUGUACACGAUGCGCAAGCUGAGCAGCGCAAGCUUGACGAUGCCGAACUCGACUCCGGCGACGACGAAGGACGCACCGAUCGCGUCAGGCAGGCAGAGGCCGUGGAGGAGGUCGAGCAGCAGACGUUCGCAUACAUGGAUGCAGACCUGGCGCGCCAUGCAGUCCCCGAGCCCACCGAUAAUGAACUCUACCUGCUCAAGGUCCCGCGCUUCCUUUCCUUCGAGGACAAAGCCUUUGACCAUAGGACAUUCCAACCACCAACCACCGAUCACCAUUCCAAGGUCGGCGCGUCUGAACACUUUUCCGCUUAUAACACAGCCAUGACCACAAUCCGAUGGCGGCGCUCACCCUCGAGCAACGCUGUCCUGCAGUCGAAUGCUCGCAUCUUGAGGUGGUCCGACGGUUCUCUUACCCUCCAACUCGCCAGCGACCCUACCGUGCAGUUCGACAUUGACGCCAACACGCUUGCACCACCGCAGAUAAACCCAAAGAUUCCCACCCCCACAGCAGUCAGGGAAGACAAAACCGGCGCGAAGACGAGCGCGAAGAAGGAGAGUUACACAUAUCUCGUGGCCCCAUACGAAGAGGCCAAUGUUAUGCGUGUGACCAACAAGCUCACUGCAUCUCUAAACGUAGUGCCCGCUGCAAACACAAAAGAUGCCGCGCUGGAGAAGCUGCAAAAUGAUCUUGCAAAGGUGGCAUCCAAGGGCCGGGACGAUGCCGAUCAGGCUAUUUCCUUUAUCAAUGUAGACGAAGAUCCCGAGCUACGCCGACAACGCGAAGAAGCCACAUUCAAAGAGAAGCAGCGGCAACUGCGCGCCCGUGAGAAGCAUGAAGCCCGCCAGGCCGAGCGCGCGAACCGCACCAUGGGCCGCAGCAGCGGACGAGCAUCAGGAGGGGGACUCGAUAUCGAUGGACUGGAAGACCGCGCCCCUAGGAAACAGCAACAGAGAAAGGGUGGUGGCCUACGGCGUGACUGGAGCGACGAUGAAGACUAUGGCGGCCCUCGGAGGAAUCGUGAGGACGACUAUGAUGAGGAAGAUGAUUUUAUCGCUGCUAGUGACGAGGAGCCGGAGAUUGUCGAGGACGACGACGACCCAGAUGAGGGCAUUGCGCCAAGUCCGAAGAGAGCAAGGGGCGGGGCUGUUGCAGCAGAUGACGACGACGACGAUGACGAAGUCGUGGUUAGCCGGACAAAGCGGAGACGUGUGGUUGAUGACGACGACGACGAGGAGUAGGAUGUUCCUUUGAGGUGAUUAUAUCACACAUGCCAGAGCCAGAGCCAGAGCAUAGUAUCAUUACUCAGCUGGUUCCGUAUCUGGCUCUCAAAAUUAUUGGAUACCAGCAUAGCCCGGAGUUUGAGUUUAUCUUUGGUGUAUACAUAUCUUCAGUAUUACAACGUCUUUUUUGGCGAGAGAAAUUGACAUGUUUGGUCGUCGAGUCAUGCCAGUUUCUGGAACAAUGUUUGACUGACUCUUUUCAAGAUAGUCUGAGGAUC
Molecule: messenger RNA, 1840 nt
Organism: Bipolaris sorokiniana ND90Pr
Lineage: Eukaryota; Fungi; Ascomycota; Dothideomycetes; Pleosporales; Pleosporaceae
Exons: 2
Coding region: 168-1580 (470 amino acids)
Biological process (GO): positive regulation of transcription elongation by RNA polymerase II; transcription elongation by RNA polymerase II
Cellular component (GO): nucleus; Cdc73/Paf1 complex
Molecular function (GO): RNA polymerase II C-terminal domain phosphoserine binding
Source: RefSeq, a predicted model, not a curated record